Molecule: messenger RNA, 1816 nt
Organism: Eutrema salsugineum
Lineage: Eukaryota; Viridiplantae; Streptophyta; Magnoliopsida; Brassicales; Brassicaceae
Product: coiled-coil domain-containing protein 39
Exons: 3
Coding region: 1-1785 (594 amino acids)
Biological process (GO): asymmetric cell division
Source: RefSeq, a predicted model, not a curated record
AUGGAUAUAUGGUUAAUCGCAGCUACAGCUGCUACGGGAUAUAUAGCUAAGCAACUGCAGAAUAUAAGGAAAGGUAAAGAUAACUUUCUUGAAUCUUCUUCUGAAGAGAAUGUGAAGCCAGAAUCUCCUCCUAGAUGCCUGCUUAGCAGCUUGGGGAAUGAUAACAAGUUUGGGGAUGAGAAAAUGAUUUCAGACGGGGAAAAUCGAGUGGAUGUACCAUCAACGAGUGGGGAGUAUUCUGGAAAUUAUGAAGAUGUUCAUUCAGAUUCUUUGUUUGGUUUGAUGCCUGAGUUCCCGGAGAUUGAACAUGGGAAUUGGAAAACCAGUGCUACUCUUUCAGGUGACACAGUGUUGAGUUCUUCAUUUAGGCAGAGAAGAUUCGUUAGGAGAAACCAGCGGUACAGACGAUUAACUAAACCUUUGAGUUCUCUGGAAAGCUGCUUAAUGUCUCGUUUUCAUAGAGAGCAAAUGACCAUGGAAGAUUACACGACUAGUCCAUUUCCAUCGCCACACGCUUCAGUUUCAAGGCCAUUGCUCGUCACUGACGGUGCUCGAGUAAUUAGCAAGAGCACUGCAGAUUCUUUGUGGCUGAGCCAGCAAAAUAUUCACUCUGAAGAUAACGCUGCACGUAAUUGCGGAAUCCCCGGGUUCGAGUCUUUGGUUGAGAGAAAAGUGGGAAAUGAGACGACCAAGAGUAGAAAACAUGGGCUAAGUGAUGCAACGAUGUUGUUACAAAUCGGGAUCUCGAUUGGCAUAAUGUCCUCGUUCAUGGCAAGCCAAGCCGAAGUGAGCAAAGUCAAACAAGAGCUGAAGCAAACAGAGAACUUGGUACAUGAUUUAGAAGAUGAGCUCGAGAUGAAAGACUCGUUGAUAGUGAAGGAGCUAGAUAUCGAAAAGGCAGCUGAGAAUUCACAGUCUAUAAGUAAUAUAGAAGCAGAGCUUGAAGCUGAACUUGAAAGACUAGAAAUCAACAUGAACUCUUCCAACAUUGAGACAAGACUCUCUGAUAUGAUAGAGAUGGAGCCGGGUUUCGAGGUAGAAUUUGCACAGGGUGAGCUGAGAGCUGAUCCGGUUAAAGGGAAGGUUUUAGAUGAAACCGAGUCCAACCAAGAUCCAAGUGGUAACUCCACACCUGAGUCCGGAAACUAUGCUGUGUCACCUCGCGAAUUGAGCUUGCGGUUGCAUAAUGUUAUCAAUUCACGUCUUGAGAAACGGAUAACAGAGCUCGAGACGGCACUCCAAGAGAGCCGAAGGAAGGUGGAACAGCUGGUCAUGGAAUCAGAGGGCAAGAAGAAUUCAUGGUCAAGGUUAUGGGAAACCCGUGAAGUGGUGACAUAUAAGAGUGACUCGAAAGUUCCAGUUGCUACAGAACACACCAAGACUAAUCUUGCUGAGAUCCAACCCUUGGUUAUGAACUUAACAGGGGAAGCACUUGAUGCAUUCAACGACUCUUACGACGAGUUGAUGAAAAUUAACGCUGACUCUGAAGAUGAUGAUUCACCACUGGAGAUGCAAGAGAGCGGGCUUCACCAAGAAGAUUUCUCUUCAACAAAUAAGAGCUCACCUUGGAGGCAUCAUAAGGCUGAUUCCAAGGUGGAGGAGCAGGAACUGUUAGACUUUAUUGGUUUGGAAGAAGAAGACGAAGAAGAAAGCAGUGACUUUGAGAAUGAAAUGGAGAAGCAGCUGAUAAAACAGAUUGUUGAGAAAACAAAACAAGGAUCUCCUGUUGUGUUGAAUGCUCAGAAAAUGCUGUUUCUCAUGGAAGAGACAGAACAGAAUCUAUGAAAUUAGGCAACAAUAGAUUUGUCUGUUUGAU